This is a messenger RNA of Camellia sinensis, 748 nucleotides long. The record is from RefSeq and is a predicted model, not a curated record. Lineage: Eukaryota; Viridiplantae; Streptophyta; Magnoliopsida; Ericales; Theaceae.
GUUCAGUUUUUUCAAAACAGAAAUGUCAGUAUUGUUAUCCAUAAUGAAUGGGACUUCAACGUCCUCUGUGUUCGUGGGGCGAAGGCAAAUAAGAAGCUUAUAGGAAAAGGGAAGGAAAACUACUCAGGAAAGGGAAUAAAAAAUACACAAGUGUUAAAAGCUACGGAGCUCAAGAGGGUAAAGAAGAUUACAUUGCUCCGAUGGAAUUGUAAUAAGGAGGAAGAGAAUAAUAGAAUUGUCGAAAGAGAAUGUGUUUAUUGGGUCAAUCAAUCAAGGAACCACCAGCAACAGAUUCAUUCUAUACAACAAAAAUGCCCACCCAAUUAGAUCUCACUAGGUCGUGUUCACUUAGUUCUACCCACAAGCAGGAUGGGUAGAGCACGAUCCGAUGGAGAUUUGGGAGAGUGUGAGGAUUAGUAUGAGCAAGGCAAUUGACAAAGCCACUGUAGAUGGGUACAAUGUUGACGGUGGACUCAAGGCAAUUGGACUCACCAAUCAGAGAGGCGGCCUUAGUACUUUUUGUAAAAGAAUAAGUUUGAAGACAUUAUAUGACAAAUAUUUUAUAAAGUAUAUCCUUGAUGUUAACCACUUUUGUAAAACUUCCUACUAAUAUGUAGUUCAGUGGAUUUCUAAUAUUUUUGUAAAGUCUCUAUCAACGUAAAAUGUUGGACCUUAUAGGUGGUUAUUCAGUGUGGACUGUAAAGUGCUUUUGCAAAUUCACUAAAUUUAAGUGUAAAGAUUUAAUUUA